AGAGGUCACAGUGCAAUUUCUAUGCGGUACCCAGCGUAAGGCGAUCACAUGAACUGAGUGUCUGUGAGCCUGUCACGAUCAGCUGAAACUGUUUCAUCUUCGAUCAGCCUAGGGAUUUUUUUUUUUUUUUUUACAAAUGAGGUUGAAGCGGUCUUCCAUGUCAAGUCUCACUACAAAGUAAGAUUCAGUCCAAGCAAAGUUGCUGCAUCCUACCUGCCAAAACCAGAUUUUUCCUUCCUGCCAGAUUUAAUUCUGGACCUCAUGCUCUACCAACUAGAGUGCCAAGACAUCAAAAGCAUGAUCCAAAAAUCUUUGAUUGUUGCCAAUCCCUGUGUGUCUCAUCACCUUUGCUAAAGCUCAGGCCACAGAUUAACUUGUUGUUGUGAACAUUUGUAAGAAAAUUGUUUCUAUAGGCCAAGCAUCAUAUUUAAAGUCAUCCAUCAAAAGGAUUUUAAUGAGCACAGAGAAACUAUUUUCUGUCUGCUUGGCAUCGUAAUAUCAGCUAUGACUGGCCAACCUUAUGCCCUACCUCACAGUGGAUGUCUGCUUUUUUUUCCUAUCAAGUUGAUAUAUAAUCAGACUUGGACACAUGCUUUGAUCUGUCCCAAUAAAAAAUGACAGGCAGAAGCACCUGCUGUAUUGCACCUUAUUUUACCAUUAUAUUUUUUUUUUUCAUUUCAGUGGAUAGUGAAAGGUAGUAAAUUGUCACUUAUAGAAUGACUAUCCUUCACUUGAAGACCAAGAAAGAAAUAAGGCAUUGAUAUAAGUAACAUAAUUUCCAUAUAGGAAUGAGUUUCAAGAAUGUUUGAGAUUGAAGAGUUAAAGAAAUGAUAUAUGGUUUUGUAGAGAAAGGUAGAGUGAGUGCCCAGUUUGCAUGACUGAAGCUUUCUCUUGCACAUGCAUGUUGUGAUUUGCACAAAGCUUUUAAAAAAUCUUCUAACCAUCCCUUGUACAGACAGAUUAAUUUUUGCCUAUGCCUGUAAUGGGUCAAAGUUGAGCAACUUUUCAAUGGUUCAUAAGGUGUUUCUGUCAAAUCUUCUUUCCAUUCGAAAAAGAUCCCAAGAAUUAUUUAUUAUUUAUUAUAUUAAACUUCAGAAAAGAUGACACAUCUUAAAUGCUUAAGUAAGUUGUAUAACACAAAGAUAUACAAGAAAAAAUAUUUCUUGUUUUAUACAAUGUACAGUAUUACAUAAAAGGAGUUUUUUCCCCCCAGACUUGUAACUAGUAGUUUCACAUGUAAACAGGUCUGUACUUCUAUAAAAUUUCAAAAUGUUGCCAUACCCUCCCAACGCUUUUCAGCCAAUGCCUCUUCCUGAAAUCAAAAAACAGUAUGCUACUGUAAUUUUCAAUAUUUGUGUCGCUCAAGCUUUCACCCUAGAGCAAUGGGUGAGGCAGAUUUAACUCAGUCGGUCAGCGUGCAUCCAAUACCAGAAAAUGCCAUCAGCAUUCUCCCGCAGGAACCAAACAGAGUGUUUUUUGAGACUGUACAGGUGGUACCAAACCCAUCUGGAGGUUACAGAAUUCUUCAUCCUGAAUCCACCAUUUAUCCAGAACGACGCACUCCUACACCAUCCAAGUUGACAAAGGAGACUGCACGUUCUGGGCAGUAUUUUAGCCGUAAUAUCAGUAACCAAGAUUUGCAACAACGUCUGAAGCAGAAAGCAACUGAUGCCAAAAUCCGCCAAGGCAUCUCCAAGUCUCUUCAGGUCACUCAAGGUUUUGUGAACUAUGAUAAAACAGCUAGCAGUAAAGCUACCGGCAAUGUAAGCAACGAGGGGAAAUUUAUAAAAAGAAGAACAGUCUUCAUGAAUCCUUGCUGUCACCAAAUGCCAAAGAAGAGAGGGCAUCUCAGUGUACUUGUAAAUUAUAUCACUCCCACACAUUCCAAGGCAGACCUGUUAACACUGAUAUAUUGAAAGAAACUCAGCAGUUUAAGGAAACUCUUGCAAAGUCAGCAUCCAACACAGAUGCUUGGGAAGACAACAAUGAUGACUUUCGCAACAUCUUUUGGACACCUUCACUGUCUUUCCAUCCUUAUGAGCAUGGAAAUAAACGGGUGGAGUUUACAGAUUUGUGGCCUAACCUUUCUGAGCUGCGGCAACAUUUCCAAAAUUCAGGCAUUCAGCACACAGUUAUUCGUGACUUGGCAAUCCUCGACCUCUGCAAGCUGGCCAUUGUAUGUGGACCUGUGCGUCUGCUGCGCUGCUUAGUUGAACUGGAACUUGUUCGUGUGGAUCAAAGACUGGACAACGGGACAGGGAUGCUUCACCUGGCCGUACUGGCGCAGAACACUGAGGCAGUGCAGUAUCUGACGUCCGCCAAGAUAUCCCCCAAGCUGCAGGACAAAAGCGGCAGCACCGCAGACCAGGUAUGCUUCAACAACACUGUGAAAAGGCAUCUGCCACCAAAAUAUUUAUUACGUCGGGAAGUGCGGCAGUUGAAUGAUAGCAAGAUGGUUCCUAUCAAGCCUAGCCUUCAAGACAAAGAUGUUAUUUUCAAGCUUGCAGCAAACCCAAAGUACUUUGAUGAAAUCCAAAAGAAAUUACAGACUCUGGACUUCAAUGUCAACACAGAAUGUGAUAGCAGCGGAGAUUUUUUGCUGCAUUUAGUUUGCAGACGAGGUUUGAGUCAGCUGCCUUUGAUGAUGGCACUGGUGAAGAUUCAGGGAGCUGACGUGGAGCUGUGUAAUGCUGAAGGCUUCACAGCCCUCAUGCUUGCUGCUAGUGCAGGCAACUGUGUCCUGUGUGAUGUGCUGAUGUGUCUGUUUGGAGCUGAUCCUAACAAGCCCAACCCUAACACAGGCCGCACUGCUCUUCAUUAUGCUGUGGAAGGCAAUCAUCGUAAAACUGUUGAGUGUUUGAUUAGACGAGGUGGAGAUGUCAAUGCAGAGGACCUGAUGGGGCGGCGACCUGACGAUGUUCCACUUUGUCAAGGUGUGAAUGUUGACUGCCUUGAAAUCAUCUCUUUCACGCGCACUCGCCGGAUAGAAACUCUGACUGAACGAAUCCGAAAGGGCGAGUUGGAGAAAAACCAUCUGUUAAAAUCAGAUUUGUAUGUUGUUGAUGAAGAGGGCUGCACUUUGGUGAUGACAGCUGCAUUAUACAACAGAGCUUCAGAACUGGAAACUUUGCUGCAGAUCAAUGAUACAACCAUCAAUGCCCAGCACACAAAGACAGGAAUGACAGCACUAGCCAUGGCAGCUGAGUUAGGAAAUACGGAGACUGUGGAAGUUCUUCUCAGCCAUGGUGCAAACCCAGCCAUUUCAGACAUGAAGUGUUAUUUGCCACUGCAUCAUGCCGUACUGAACAACCAGGAGAAAGUGGUGGAUAAAAUGCUAGAAUACUUCCCUCAAUCCUACUGUGGUUUAAAUAAAGCUGUCAGAUUGUGCAAGAGAACAACCAUACACAAAAUGCUGAACUCUGCAUUUACUAGGCGUCAGGAAAAGAUUAUUACACCUAAACUGUUGGAAUGUGCAAUGAAUGGUGCUGCUGAUGAACUUUUCCAACUGCUAGAUGAUGGUGAUGUCAUAAAUCCAAAGAGCAGUACAGGCAAUUGGCCACUCUAUCUGGCUGUAGAAAAUGGUCAUCUUGAUGUUGUAAGGCUGCUGUUUGAGCAAGGGGGUGAUAUUCGCAAACGACACAGCACCACAGGGGAGACAGUUUUACAUAUAGCUGCCAGGAUGGGGCAUACAGAGAUAGUGCGUUACCUCCUUAAAUUCUGUCAAAACUCCCAUAUCCACUGUUCUGCACAACAUGAAUCACGGAAGAUGCUGGACAUCAACACUUUGGAUACCAACAACCACACAUCACUCCAAGUGGCUGCUGAGAAAGGCUACAGCAAAAUAGUUCAGCUACUGCUGCAGCAUGGUUCAACCACAGCUCUGCUAGAUGCUAAAGGCCAGCUCUUCACAUGUCCACAGUAUGAGGGAGUGCGUGUACAGAUUGAGACACACAGGCAGAUGCACACAAAAGAUGUGGUGGCAGCCAUCACUGACCGCAGUCGAAAAGCUUUGGAACAGUUAGAAAAAAUUUGGCUGCCUCGAUUUGACCACAACUUGCGGACAAGCGAGGGUGACACACCGCUCAUGGUAGCCUGUAGUAUAGGCAAACUACAGAUUCUGAAAUUCUUGCUUGAGUCAGCUGUAUACCCACAGUCUCGGCAAGAAUGCGAACAUGAAGAAGAUUCAGAUGCUGAUUCUGGAGUUCUGGAUCCGACUAGUGGCAUGACUCAGAGGCGUGACUCAAAAAGUGCCCUUGCAGAAGAACUUCACACUAGUGGCACAUUUGGCCAUUCUACAGAAGUGCAACAAAACCAGUUUACAGGCAGUGGAGAGUACUCUGGAGAUGAUGUAUCAGAAAAAAAGGAUUCUUUAGAAGUCCAGCCAGCAGCAAGUCUUCCCAAUGGCACAGCUGGUGUGCAGCAAUUUCUGAAUGCUCUGCUGCAUGAUUUUAGCAUACCCAAAGGACUGUACAUCUACCGUGAUGGACUGGUAAGCCAUGUGUGUGCUGUGAACCUUUUUGAUGGCAGUACAGCUUUGCAUCGAGCCAUCGAACAUGGGGAUGAUUACCAGGCAGUAAGACAAUUACUUAUUGCUGACCCUGCUUGUCUUAAUCUGCAAAAUUCUCGGGGACUGUCUCCACUGCAUUUGGCUUGUAAACUUGGACGCAAAAAGGUCAUAGAAAUGUUGCUGGCAACAGAGGGCAUUGACACAAACUCACGUGCACUGGAAGGCCAACUGCCUGAGGAGAUGACUAGAAACAAGUCAAUCAUUCGCAUUGUGGAAAAAGCCAGAGAGCAGCUCACUGGCAGGACCACAGCACCACUAAAGCCACAAGAAAAUGUUCCAAGAGAUGAUGACUCAGCUUCACACAGUCUCACAGGAUCAGUGGUGAACUUUGACAAGCUGCACAGCCGCUAUGAGGCUCUUCGGAGUGAAGUGAAGGACGUGUCUUGAUACCCAAAAAUCUGGAACAACCAUAGUCUGCUGUGAUAUUUAACAAAUUACAGUGUAUAUUGUCCCAGGCCUCUGUCCCUUUCUGAAACAGGAGGUGUCAUUUUUUUAAGUGCUGACCGCUGUGAACAUGGGCCUUUUUGUUGAGUUUGUUGUUAACAUAAAGUUGUACUUGGGCUAUACUUGGGGCAGAUUAGUCUUAUAUGCUAUUAAGGUACAAACAUGAAUUUUACCAUACUAUAUGCACUUGACCAAAUGCAUAUUCUGCUUGCAAAUCAUGCAUCCAGAAUACUUCAUUUGCAACCAAAAUAUAUUACCAGACUAUUGAUGACUCUUUUAUUUAACUCUGCAACGUCAAUUGCAGAUUGCGAAGAUUAAAGUAAGGUACAUACAGGGAUUUUUCAUGUGUUGCAUGGUUACAUGGUUAUUUCAAAAUCUUUUCUUAACCAUCAUUUUAAGUGGUUGAAUCUUGAUGAAGUUUUCUUGUAAUGGAGAUAAACAGGAUAGGAUUGUAACAUGUCAGAAUUAUGGUGGUGAAAAAUGUGUGCUAGAGAGCAAAGGUAUAUACUUUGCUGGAGUGCCUAGGCGUUGUGGAAAUUUUGGAAGAUUAUCACAAUCAUUAUAAAUAGAUAUGACAAGCUGCAUUCUGGAGUAAAAAGUAUCUCAUUAUCAAUUUCUGCAUAGCCCUAUACAUACCGUACUUACUGCUAAAGUGCAUUAAUUUGUAUUGACUAUAUACCCUUCCGGCAUUUUACUCUUCCAAGUGUUCAUUGGUGGAGCACAUUCCAAAUGUUUUUGUGAUGUAAAAACAAUUAUUUGGGUGUAAAAGCAAUGAUUCUGAAGUUUUAACAAAAUUUUUAGGGCCUGUGCAGUAGUGUUCAUGUGUGUGCAUGUGUAUAUGUGUGCAAGGGGUUAAAAUUUGGGUAGAAUGAUAAGAAAGUUGUUCAAAUGCAAAGGCAGGAUGCUCAUUUAAAGGACCAUUUCACUUUUUUUUUUUUUUUGCACAUACCAAAGAUGAAUGCUCAUGUUCUUUUCCUAUGGUUUAUUUUUAAAUGACCAUCUGCAUCAAUGUUAGAUUUAUAUUUCCCCUAACAAAUUAAAGCAUGAAUAAUUUUAAUAACUAUCUAUUCAGGUUUACCAGGUUAAAAUAUUCACAAAGAGGAUGAAAUUCCAACCAGUUUAUUCAGAUUUGCAUUUGGGCUGUAUGAUCACAAUUUGCUCGAAUUAUUUAUACAAUGUUAUAGACUGAUAUGUUACAUCAUAAGCAGAUAAAAUACUGUGGUCUUUUGUGGUAACUGGUCAUGGAUUUCUUUAAAGUAACUGUGAUGAUAAAAUAGACAAGUCUUGGGCUGCUUGUACUGUUGAUGUUAAUAGACUACACCGAACUGAUUGGCCGGAUGUGAAGAAAAACGAUCAACCUAAGAACACUUUUUGUGUUGCAUUCAUAUUAGAUUAUCUUUCCUUGGACUGGAAAACUUACAAUUACUCAUUUCACCAAAUGCAAUGUUUUUGUUUUAGUAAUUUUUUUUGCCAUGAUCAGCAAUGAAUUUUUGUAUUACUUGUAUGAUUGAUUUUAUAAAAUGGAGAGUAACUGGCCAAUAGUCCUCAUAAAAUAAAACUGAGAUCCAUUAAAUGACUUGAUAUUUCUUGUUCAGUGAUUUCUCUCCUUUUUUUCUUUCAUGAAUGCUAAAACAAAGGGCAAAAGGAGAAAAAUAAUCAUAGGAACAUAUAACUGAUUUUCAUCCACUGUCUGACUUCACUAAUGCUAUGGCAAAUAGUUUAAGCCUGUUUUUUUUUUAACCAAAAAAACCUCCCUUAGUCAAUGUUUCAGACCUUGUUCUUGAUAUUUGAAAAAUAUUUUGUAUUAAUUCAUCUAUACAGUCAUUAUAAACAUUACCAUUGAAUGACGAGUUUGAAAUCAUCCUUAAUGGAUCUAUAUUUCUAAAAAAAGUGCUUUCCCAAAUAUUUGUUAUCUUCAUACCUUUAUCACUUAACAAGGAUGACAUAAUAAUUAAAAGAACAGGUUGUGUUGCUGUUUACUAUCAUAUAAGAUUGCUCCCCGAAUUUAAGGAUAUUUAAAAUAAAGUCAUUGUGAUUUAAAAGUCACCAGAUAGACAAAAGAACAGUGAUUGACAAAUACAGUUCAAGAAUUUUCACUGAUGACUGAGACUAAUUGACCUGGAAUAUUUCUUGCUGCUUAGAAUUUUGUAAUCAAUACGCAAUGUGUAUCAAGGAAGAUGCUUUGACUUAGUGGUUGUGAGUGGACUGAGUUUGUCUUCAACUGUGGAACUCUUUGAACCUCUUCCCUACAAUAUGAUUUUCUGUGAAGCAGUACAUGUUAUGUGCACCACCAUUUAAAAUGGUUUAUGAUCCAUCCUGGAACAAUGGAGAUGCAUACAACACAACACAUACAUCAAAUACAACUUUCCAGAAUGAUUCUGCAAAGUGUAAGUUGCUUAUUUCAAUAUUCUGGAUAAUCAUGUUGCUGAUAUUCUGCACUGUAUCCUGGUGAUCAGCUGGUAACUGGCCAUGUACAAGGCAGUGGUGUUAAACCAGUCCGGUGUUUAUUGUGACUGCAUGCUUUUUGUUCAUUUAGGUUUGCUAUGUGGUUUUGAUCCUUGAAAAAAAAACCAAAUGUCAGUUAAAUAAAAAUAAAUCUAAGAAAGCAGCAUAAAAAGAGAAGUUUGUAGAUAUUGUAUUAAUACCCAGUGAAUAUGAAACAAAAAACUUUAAUACAUCCUAUUUCAUUGUGAGUUGCUAUAAAAUAAACCUACUCAGCAUUUUUUCUUUUUGAAAAUGAGAUUUACAGUGAUAGAUGAAGUAUUUAAUCAAAAAUAAAUAACGACUUAUGAAACGCACUUAACUGUCUAAUUUGAAUGCGUGACUGGCCUUAAUUCAGUUGUAAAAUACACCAAAAUUAAUCAGAACAAAAAUAGAGAUCCAGGACUUCUGCAAAACUAUGCCCAUGUAUAAAACUUAAGAGCUUUUUUUAUAUAUAUUCAGUGACAAUCAUUUUUUCCUUGAUGGAUAGAAGAAUUUAAUAUUUUGUGUUUUCAACAGCAGCAAAAUGUGUAAAGAAAAAUAAUUUUGUAAAUGGAAUACUUUUAAUGAUUGUGCUGUCAUGUGUUGUCUUGUACAAUGACACUGUUUUCAUGUAUCUCGAACAAAUGGCUAUGUAAGCAACUUUCUUUUCUAUCCUAAUGUUGUGAACAUGAAUUUCUGUAUGUUUGAAAUUGUAAUCACUUUUACAGUGGGUUAAUGAUGAUUGUUACAAUUUUUGAAAGUAUAAUCUUUUUUCACAUCAUGAUAUUUUAGAUAUUUAUAUUUUAUUUGGGUUUUCAAUGUAUGUUUUAUCUUUUUCAAUGGCAUAGUUGAAGACAGCAUGGACCAUGUUUUUUGUGUGUGUGCGUGUGUGUGCACGUGCAUGUAUGUCCACAAGGAAAUGUGUUCAUAUAUGAAAUAUAUGUGUAUACAUAUAAAUGUGAAUGGAUAGAUAUGUAUAACUCUAAGACCUUGUUGAGCUGAUAAAGUAAUUGUAAAAAGUAAACUCAAAACUGUU
This is a messenger RNA of Pomacea canaliculata, 8510 nucleotides long. Its product is annotated as serine/threonine-protein phosphatase 6 regulatory ankyrin repeat subunit B-like. The record is from RefSeq and is a predicted model, not a curated record. The transcript has 24 exons. NCBI's taxonomy places the organism in Eukaryota, Metazoa, Mollusca, Gastropoda, Architaenioglossa, Ampullariidae. Gene Ontology annotation, molecular function: protein binding. The coding region runs from base 2261 to 4954 and encodes 897 amino acids.